AUGAAAUUUGCGGUUCUUCUGCUGAUCGCCGUGGUGGCGAGCGCUUACGGCGUCGCGUUCCGAGAGGUGUGGAAGGUGUUUAAGGUGGAGCACAAAAUGCAGUAUUCAGCGGAUGACCCCACUGACAUCUUGGAUCCGAAAUACGUUGCGAGCAAGAAGAAUGUGGUUCAGAAUAACAAUGCACACGCUCAGGCAAGUUUCCCAGAGGAUAAUCACGUGAAAGAGGACAAACGCACUGUGGUUCCUCCAGCGACGGUUGGCUCUCAGCACUUGAGCCUGGAUAAAUUACCUUCACAUUUAAAUUGGACCGCGAAAGGAGCCGUUACGGAGGUCAAGGACCAACAUAUGUAUGAUUGCCCCUCCGGAGGUUGGGCUUUCAGCGCUACUGGUGCUCUCGAGGCCCAAUAUUUCCUAAGAACAGGCCGCUUAGUGUCUCUCUCUGAGCAGCACUUGUUAGACUGUUCAUAUUUCUAUGGCAACAACAAUUGUGAUGGAGGCGAGGUAGAUUGGGCCUUCGCGUUCGUCGCAAGCCACGGCGGCAUUGCCACGGAUGAACACUACCCUUACAACGGUAUUGAGGGCCAGUGCGGCAGCGGCCGUUCCUUCAGGUACUCCAAUGUGACCGUCAACGGUUUCGUCCAAGUACCGAGCGACGAUGAAACAGAACUGCAGAAGUGGGUCGCGCGAUACGGGCCAGCGUCCGUCGUCGUCCACAGCCAGUUAUACAGUUUCGAGAAUUACCAAGGCGGCGUGUAUUACGACAAGGGCUGCGCCAAGUACGAUCUCGAACUCAACCACGCGAUGCUGGUGGUGGGGUACGGCACACAGCAGCCGGGCGGUGACUACUGGCUGAUCAAGAACUCGUGGGGCACAGACUGGGGCAUAGAUGGUUACAUGAAGCUAGCGCGAAACCGCGGCAACCACUGCGGUGUCGCCUCGCGAGUCACCUACCCGUUGCCGCUACGUUCUUAG
Molecule: messenger RNA, 972 nt
Organism: Cydia splendana
Lineage: Eukaryota; Metazoa; Arthropoda; Insecta; Lepidoptera; Tortricidae
Product: procathepsin L-like
Exons: 6
Coding region: 1-972 (323 amino acids)
Biological process (GO): positive regulation of peptidase activity; immune response; positive regulation of apoptotic signaling pathway
Cellular component (GO): lysosome
Molecular function (GO): cysteine-type endopeptidase activity; cysteine-type endopeptidase activator activity involved in apoptotic process
Source: RefSeq, a predicted model, not a curated record